GGGCGGGACAACACGGAACAACACAGAAAGUGGCGGCAUAUUUAAGCUUUGCUGAAGAAAACAUCUCCACUCUCUUUCUGAGUCUUUCUCGACGUUCUUCAGGAGAGCAACACUCUCAAACACAGCCAGAGGUGAAAUGGCGCAGAUAGGAGUUCAGCUGGAAGAGGAAGCGAUUUCCUGUUCCAUCUGUUUGGAUCUACUGAAGGAUCCGGUGACUAUUCCCUGUGGACACAGCUACUGCAUGAACUGUAUUAAAGACCACUGGGACAAAGAGGAUGAGAAGAAAACCCACAGCUGCCCUCAGUGCAGGCAGAGCUUCACACCGAGGCCUGUCCUGGUGAAAAGCACCAUGUUAGCAUUUUUGGUGGAGGAGCUGAAGAAGACUGGACUCCAAGCUGCUGCUGCUGAUCUCUGCUAUGCUGGACCUAAAGAUGUGGCCUGUGAUGUCUGCACUGGGAGGAAACGAAAAGCCCACAACUCCUGUCUGGUCUGUUUGACCUCUUACUGUAAGGAACAUCUCCAACCACAUCAUGAUGUACCUCCUUUAAAGAAACACAAGCUGGUGGAGCCGUCAGAGAAGCUCCAGGAGAACAUCUGCUCUCGUCACGAUGAGGUGAUGAAGAUGUUCUGCCGUACUGAUCAGCAGUGUAUCUGUUAUCUCUGCCCAGUGGACGAACAUAAAGGCCACGACACAGUGUCCGUUGCAGUAGAGAGGACUGAGAGGCAGAGAGAGCUGGAGGGGAGUCGACACAACAUCCAGCAGAGAAUCCAGGACAGAGAGGAAGAUGUGAAGCUGCUUCAACAGGAGGUGGAGGCCAUCAAUGGCUCUGCUGAUAAAGCAGUGGAGCACAGUGAGAAGAUCUUCACCCAGCUGAUCCGUCUCAUGGAGAAAAGACGCGCUGAUGUGAAGCAGCAGGUCAGAUCCCAGCAGGAAACUGAAGUGAGUCGAGUCACAGAGCUUCAGGAGAAGCUGGAGCAGGAGAUCACUGAGCUGAAGAGGAAAGACGAUGAGCUGAAGAAGCUCUCACACACAGAGGAUCACACCCAGUUUCUACACAACUACCCCUCACUGUCAGCACUCAGUGAGUCUACACACUCAUCCAGCAUCAAGAUCCGUCCUCUCAAGUACUUUGAGGAUGUGACAGCAGCUGUGUCAGAGCUCAGAGACAAACUACAGGACGUCCUGAGAGACACAUGGACCAACAUCUCACUGACAGUGACUCAUGUGGAUGUUUUACUGUCACAACCAGAGAACAAGAUCAGAGCUGGAUUCUUGAAAUAUUCACGUGAAAUCACACUGGAUCAAAACACAGCACACGCACAUCUGUUACUAUCUGAGGGAAACAGAAAAGUAGCAUACGUGACUCAACCACAGUAUUAUUCUAUGCACCCAGACAGAUUCACUUACUGGUCUCAGGUCCUGAGUAGAGAGAAUCUGACUGGACGUUGUUACUGGGAGGUGGAGUGGAAGGAAGGACGAGUUGAUGUAGCAGUUGCAUACAAGAGUAUCAGCAGAGCAGGAAAUGUGAGUGUGUUUGGACGAAAUGACAAAUCUUGGUCAUUAGUUUGUGGCAAUGACAGAUAUAAAUUUUAUCACAACAACGUCCAAACUCCCGUCUCAGGUCCUCGGUCCUCCAGAGUUGGAGUGCACCUGGAUCACAGUGCAGGUAUUCUGUCCUUCUACAGCGUCUCUGACACCAUGACUCUCCUCCACAGAGUCCAGACCACAUUCACUCAGCCGCUCUGUGCUGGACUUUAUGUUUAUUCUGACUCUGCUGAGUUCAGUAAACUCAAAUCGACAGAAGUCAUUUAAGAGACAGUGAGUUAAACUUAUUCUGUCUUCAUGUUUGUGACUGAUUGUUGAGUUGUCUUCAUCUGUCAAUCAAACAUUGUGGGUGGUACUUUGACAUCUUGGAAGAUCAUUUAUUGUGUUCUUGUACGUAGCUGAGAUUCAAACAAAGUGAUUGUGUGGAUGAAGUGAAAUCAUUGAACAGACUUUACUGAUGGGACGUGUGAACAAACUGAAGCUUUACAUCAUGAAUAAACCAACAUGAACAAAGUC
Molecule: messenger RNA, 2062 nt
Organism: Acanthopagrus latus (yellowfin seabream)
Lineage: Eukaryota; Metazoa; Chordata; Actinopteri; Spariformes; Sparidae
Product: tripartite motif-containing protein 16-like
Exons: 2
Coding region: 137-1813 (558 amino acids)
Molecular function (GO): zinc ion binding; protein binding
Source: RefSeq, a predicted model, not a curated record